This is a messenger RNA of Phytophthora sojae, 447 nucleotides long. RefSeq lists its product as hypothetical. Lineage: Eukaryota; Oomycota; Peronosporomycetes; Peronosporales; Peronosporaceae. The record is from RefSeq and is a predicted model, not a curated record. The annotation marks the transcript as partial. The transcript has a single exon. Gene Ontology annotation, molecular function: nucleic acid binding; RNA-DNA hybrid ribonuclease activity.
GUUUCCUACGUUUCGAAGACCACGAACAACGUCGCUGAAUAUCGCGCUCUCCUUAACGGCCUGCGUUAUUCGGUACAGCACUCAAUGGUGGGAUUGCAUAUUGUUGGCGACAGCAAUCUCAUCCUAACACAAUUGCAGAAGCGACGGGUACCAAGGGCUCGUCACUUACAAGGACUUUACGGACAGUGCCGGGUGCUGGCGGACCGACUGAUGGUGUCUUCAUGGUCACAUCACCUGCGGCACUUCAACAAAGCAGCGGACGGCCUAGCAAACAUUGCUAUGGACACCAAACAAAGCAAGCAGGCGACGGCGGAAGAUAUCUCCCGCUUACCGCCGCAGUGGACAACCGUACUCGAGUCCCUCCAAGCGGACGUUGAGCACUGGAUGGACACCAACCCGGAUCGGGAGGGCAUUGGCCGGGCCUCCCCUCGCACUGGCGCACCGUAA